This is a messenger RNA of Tinamus guttatus (white-throated tinamou), 2266 nucleotides long. It is a transcript of the gene AP2M1, whose product is annotated as adaptor related protein complex 2 subunit mu 1. The record is from RefSeq and is a predicted model, not a curated record. Gene Ontology annotation, biological process: intracellular protein transport; vesicle-mediated transport. Gene Ontology annotation, cellular component: clathrin adaptor complex. NCBI's taxonomy places the organism in Eukaryota, Metazoa, Chordata, Aves, Tinamiformes, Tinamidae.
CUUAAGCAACAUGGAAAGGGAAGACUGAAGUUCCAUCAUGAUCGGAGGCUUAUUCAUCUAUAAUCACAAAGGAGAGGUUUUAAUCUCUCGAGUCUACCGGGAUGACAUUGGGCGGAAUGCCGUGGACGCCUUCCGCGUCAAUGUCAUCCACGCACGGCAGCAGGUACGCUCACCUGUCACCAACAUCGCCCGCACCAGUUUCUUCCAUGUCAAGCGCUCCAACAUCUGGCUGGCUGCCGUCACCAAGCAAAAUGUCAAUGCUGCCAUGGUGUUUGAGUUUCUCUACAAGAUGUGUGACGUGAUGACUGCCUACUUUGGGAAGAUCAGUGAGGAAAACAUCAAGAACAACUUUGUGCUGAUCUAUGAGCUGUUGGAUGAAAUCCUGGACUUUGGCUAUCCUCAAAACUCGGAAACAGGGGCACUGAAAACCUUUAUCACUCAGCAAGGCAUCAAGAGUCAGACCAAGGAGGAGCAGUCCCAAAUCACCAGCCAGGUGACUGGGCAGAUUGGAUGGAGACGUGAAGGGAUCAAAUAUCGUCGCAACGAGCUGUUUCUUGAUGUGCUAGAGAGUGUGAAUCUCCUGAUGUCCCCCCAGGGUCAAGUUUUGAGUGCCCAUGUCUCUGGCAGAGUGGUGAUGAAGAGCUAUCUGAGUGGAAUGCCAGAGUGCAAGUUUGGCAUGAAUGACAAGAUUGUCAUCGAAAAACAGGGCAAAGGGACUGCGGAUGAAACGGGGAAAAGUGGCAAACAGUCAAUUGCCAUCGACGACUGCACUUUCCACCAGUGUGUGAGACUCAGCAAGUUUGACUCUGAGAGGAGCAUCAGCUUCAUUCCACCAGAUGGAGAGUUUGAACUCAUGAGAUACCGAACCACUAAGGACAUCAUCCUUCCCUUCCGUGUGAUUCCUCUGGUGCGGGAGGUGGGUCGGACCAAACUGGAAGUGAAGGUGGUGAUUAAAUCAAACUUCAAACCUUCCUUGCUUGCCCAGAAGAUAGAGGUGCGGAUCCCAACCCCCCUCAAUACCAGUGGAGUGCAAGUCAUCUGUAUGAAAGGGAAGGCAAAGUACAAGGCCAGUGAGAAUGCCAUAGUCUGGAAGAUUAAACGUAUGGCUGGAAUGAAGGAAUCCCAGAUCAGUGCAGAGAUCGAGCUGCUGCCCACCAAUGACAAGAAGAAGUGGGCUCGGCCCCCGAUCUCCAUGAACUUUGAGGUCCCAUUUGCACCCUCCGGGCUGAAGGUGCGUUACCUGAAAGUCUUUGAGCCAAAGCUGAACUACAGUGACCAUGAUGUGAUAAAAUGGGUGAGGUACAUUGGCAGGAGUGGGAUCUACGAGACCAGAUGCUAGCCCCAGCAAGCUGGCGGGCUCCCUCUUCAAGCCAUCCGACGUGUCUCUUCAGUCUUCAAGUACAUUCAGAGAAAAAUCUGCCUGGCCCCUCUACAGAUUGAAAGACCUUGUGGCCCACCUUGGGAAUGGACUCGCCUGCCUGUCUCAGUUACCACCCGUGCUGCAGCUGAAGUUCAGAACCGAGUCAGAAAGCAGGAUGCUGGCAGCAUCCCUGCACAUGUCCCAGGGUCGGGAAGGGCUAGUCUAACUCCCAUCCUCUCAUGAUCUUUCUAGGGAACGUCCACCAUUAAACUCCUCUUCUGUUGGUGUCUCACUACUUGCAUCAAAUCCUAGUAUUUUUGAAGUUCUUGUGCAUAUGUACCCGUAGAGUAGACCUAAACAUAGACUGGACAAAUCCGAAUUGAAGUUACCCUGGCUUCUGUACUAGCUAUUGCUGUUGUGGUAGAUGUUGCUGGCCAGUCUGAGAUGCCUGAGGUGGUGAGUUUGUCAGGCCUCCACCAGAGGAGACCUCGCCACCUUCCUAUAUUUCUUGCAAAGUCUUCAGUAUAGAGUCCUGCCAUGAGAAGGUUUGUGAACAGAAAGGAUGAGGGUUUAGACUCUUGCUGGUGUGUGUGUGGGUGGCACAGCAUUUCAGGUCCUUAGAGCACUUACCCCCACUUGCUGCUGGCUUGAGCCAGACUUUCUUCCCUAAACAAAUUGGAAACUUGGCCCCUCUAUCCCAGGGAGUCAGGCUGGUGACCAGGGUCUGUCCUCUAGAAUCUAAAAUGCAGGUGGCAGUGAGAGCCCCUGCCCUCCCCACACUUGCACCAACUGCUCUGGGGCCAUAGGAAUGCUGCUGCUACCCACCAUCCUGCUUCUGGUAGUGUGGUCUCCAUUUUGUACACUCUGUGAUUUGUCCAGCUCUAAUCUAAUAAAAGUAUGUAGAAC